Loxodonta africana (African savanna elephant) is the source of this 1513-nucleotide messenger RNA. RefSeq names its product basic proline-rich protein-like. The record is from RefSeq and is a predicted model, not a curated record. The coding region runs from base 1076 to 1501 and encodes 141 amino acids. The transcript is spliced from 2 exons. NCBI's taxonomy places the organism in Eukaryota, Metazoa, Chordata, Mammalia, Proboscidea, Elephantidae.
UACUAUUCUCAUUUUGCGCUUAGGGACCCGGAGGGCCAAGGUGAAAGCCAGGCCUGUAUUAGAUAUAAGGGUAUUCCUGUAAUAGAGGAAGUAGUGGUUUGAUGUUUAUCAAACUUUGUUGUUGUCGUUAGGUGCCGUCGCUAAGGAUGUAUUUACCAUGACUUCAUUGCGUUAGUAAAAAAACUCCCAUUCUCUCUUUUUUCCUUUGCUUCCUUCUUAUCAUCCAGGGCUCACGGAAGAUUUAGUGAGUGUGGACAGGUAAUUAAGAGAAUUUAAAAAAGUAACUGGGUCUCUGUAUAUUCUCGAUCCUUGAAAUGGUCCAGGAGAUUGUAUUUUUAUAAUAACGAUAAUAAUACAAUCUACUAUUUAUUAAGCAUCAAGCAUCUUCUACUUCAUAUAUUUUAUGCCAUUUGAAGCUCACAACCAUCCACCAAGGUACAUCUUUUCCCCAUAGAGCCUAACUCCCAAGUUAAAUAGAGAUCAUACCUCAUAUCAUGUGGCUACUAUGUGAAAUUCGAAUCCAGAUUUGAUUUCAACAAUUGGCUCCAUACAAAACACGUUGCCUAGCAACAAAUCGAUCCUAGUGACUUCCCCACCCGAAGUAGAGAAAAACCACCAAUUCUUUCCUAGAAGUCAAGCUUGAGGGACAAUUAGAAUUUUCUUAUAGAAGAGCUCUCCCCCUCGCUGCCCUUCUGUGACCAAAGCAAUUUAUUUAAGCAGCACUAGCGGCCCCUGGCUGACGUCAAUUUUACUUCCUCAACCAGCGGAUCAGCAGUCCCUGCGCCAAAGGGAGCCUGGACCUGUCCCGGGCUGGUGGGAAAGGCGGUUCUCUGGUUCUAAUCACUCGAAUCUGAUUUCUGGGAAAACUGGUGUCCAGCGACUCCCCCUCUCCCCCAGGAAACCCACGAUCCUCUUGGGACUACCUCAGACUGGGGAGCCAAGGCCUGUACGGGACAUUUGUUCGUCUAUAUCCAAGGACACCUUAUCCAACUCGGGCUUUUCUUUUUAUUCUUAAGUUUAAAACACUAACGAGGUGACCUCGCCCCUGUCCCUCUCUUCGCUAGUGGGAGCAGGUAUGGACACGGACAUUCCUCUCUCUUUCCCUGUGAUCGUUCUCGAAGUAAUCGGUGCGCCUGCAGACGUGCGCCCGAGGGCGUAUGUCCCUAAGUCUUGGACCGGCAGGACCCCCAGGGCCCCGGGACUGUCCCCGCUCGGAACGUCUCGCCCGGCCCCGACGCGGCUACCCGUGCUGGCCCCGCCCCCGCCCCGCCCCGCUCGCCGAGCCCCGGCCCGCCCCGCCCCUCCGCCGCUUCCGGGGCUCGCCCCGCCCCUCCUAGGCCCCGCCCCCUCGGCUGCUCUCCGUGAUCCGCCGAUCUCCGCCCCGCCUCUCCGCUGCUGCCCGGGCUUAGCACGCGCGCGGACUCCGCGCGAGCAGCGAGCUGGGCUCGCUUUCGAUGCCUGCCCUUCGGGUGGUCGGCUUGAGAGAGGCACAAGCCGGUAAGAGGCGCCGCGU